Platichthys flesus (European flounder) is the source of this 557-nucleotide messenger RNA. It is a transcript of the gene sst1.1, whose product is annotated as somatostatin 1, tandem duplicate 1. Lineage: Eukaryota; Metazoa; Chordata; Actinopteri; Pleuronectiformes; Pleuronectidae. Gene Ontology annotation, molecular function: hormone activity. Gene Ontology annotation, biological process: regulation of cell migration. The record is from RefSeq and is a predicted model, not a curated record. The coding region runs from base 61 to 420 and encodes 119 amino acids. The transcript has 2 exons. Gene Ontology annotation, cellular component: extracellular region.
CUGAGACUGACACAGACACAGACAGUCAGAAAGUUAGAGACAGCCACAGACAGACAGGUGAUGAAGAUGGUGUCCUCCUCUCGCUGCCUCCUCCUCCUCCUCUCUCUCAGCGCCUCCAUCAGCUGCUGCUACGCCGCUCAGAGGGAUUCCAAACUCCGCCUGUUGCUGCACAGGAGCCCGCUGCUCUCCAACAAACAGGAGGUGUCUCGCUCCUCGCUGGCCGAGCUGCUCCUGUCCGACCUCCUGCAGGGGGAGAACGAGGCUCUGGAGGAGGAGAACUUCCCUCUGGCUGAUGGAGAACCCGAGGACAUCCACAUGGAUCUGGAACGAGCCGCCGGCGCCACCGGGCCGCUGCUCGCCCCCCGAGAGAGGAAAGCAGGCUGCAAGAACUUCUUCUGGAAGACCUUCACCUCCUGCUGAGAGCCCCACCUUCUGGACUCUGUACAGACACUGAUCGAUUAGUCUGGAUGAGAUGUUUAGAAUCUUCUGAGCUGAUUCCUUCUGAAUGUAAAACUUGAUGAAACUAUUUUUAAUGGUUGGUUUGAAUAAAAUCUGUU